Acaulospora morrowiae is the source of this 695-nucleotide messenger RNA. Lineage: Eukaryota; Fungi; Glomeromycota; Glomeromycetes; Diversisporales; Acaulosporaceae. The record is from the annotation of a GenBank genome assembly.
CCUCAAAACACACCAAUAAAUUUCGAUCAAGAUGAAAGCGACAUACCGUACCUCGCCGAGGUGGACCAAGGUGGAUCGGUGUAUCGUGCAAUGCCCUUAGAAUCAUAUUGUCAGGAGGAGGAACAACCUCCAAAGGACGUACAGUUUUUUCUGGACGGCGAAAAUAAAGAUAAGGUUGUAUUGGUGCCUGGACUUUUUGGAUAUGAUACCUUGGAGAUAACGUUGCCCUUCCGUAGUGGUACAACUUGGACCAUAGCGGAUUAUUGGAGUGAUGUCAGAGAGGUUAUCGAUGAUCCCUUUAUCGUUAGUCCUAGCUCAUUCGGUUCUGUCCACGAUCGUGCAGUGGAAAUUUAUUACCAAAUCAAGGGCGGUCGAGUGGACUACGGAUUACGCCAUUCUCAUCAAUUCGGUCAUAAGCAACAUGGCGCGACAUACGAGGGUUUAAUUCCCGAUUGGAGUCCGGAGAAUCCAAUAGUCCUAAUUGAUUAUUCCAUGUUUCCCACUAUUUACUACUUCCCACUAUUUACUACUACCCACAUAGGCAAGGGAUACGGUGCGACCACAGCUCUUCAUUUGCAAAAUCUCCUCAUGACUAACUUCUUCGGUCAACACACCUCCGGCAAGAUGAUCAAAGGAGUCAUUUGUUUGUCGACUCCGCAUCGCGGUUCCACACUCCCGUACUACCUCGGCCUCGA